Messenger RNA from Pediculus humanus corporis (human body louse), 246 nucleotides. RefSeq lists its product as uncharacterized. The record is from RefSeq and is a predicted model, not a curated record. NCBI's taxonomy places the organism in Eukaryota, Metazoa, Arthropoda, Insecta, Psocodea, Pediculidae. The transcript is spliced from 2 exons. The coding region runs from base 1 to 246 and encodes 81 amino acids.
AUGGAAACGAUAUUAGAUGAAGAUUUUAUUAAUUUUGAAUCAGUUUCACAAUUGUGCACUUCGAUUCCAUUAAUUUCAGGAUCCGAUGAAGAAAUAAGUAUUUUGGAUGAUGAAAUUAAUCAAAGGGAACAAAUAAUUCAAGGUCAAAUUAUUAAAGGUUUAUAUGCAUGUAUAGAUUUAGAUUUAAAAAAUUUUAAAAUAAUUUUAUGGUUGAAAAGCUUUUUGGUUGUUUGUUGUUGUAGAUAA